Messenger RNA from Meloidogyne enterolobii, 475 nucleotides. The record is from the annotation of a GenBank genome assembly. Lineage: Eukaryota; Metazoa; Nematoda; Chromadorea; Rhabditida; Meloidogynidae.
AUGUUUUCAAAAUUGUUGAAUCAAAGUUCAAAAUUUGUGAUGGAAGGAGUUAAAAAUUUAGUUCCAAAAAAGCAUAGUUUGCCGUUAACUAAGAUGAUAGAACAAUUAACUGAAGUUAAAGUUAGUGGAGGAAUGCAGUCUGUAACAGGUUUAAGUGUUGGUGGUUCUAGUAAUGCUUUGGAUGGAGCUGAUGAGUUUCGUGUUUUCGACCCAAAAUUGACACAAGGAUCGAUAAAAGAUGGACUACGUUCAACAUAUCCAGUAGUAGAUGUAAUUGUUUUUGUAGUUGGUGGAGGUAAUUAUGUAGAAUAUCAAAAUGUUAUUGAAUGGGCAAAAACAAAACCAUCAAUACAAAGAAUAACUUAUGGAUGUACAGAAAUGGUUAGCCCAAAAUGCUUUGUUGAACAGUUGUCUCAUCUUGGAGAAAAAUCGAGAGGUGGAGGAAUAUAAUUACACAUAUUUUGUUUGUGACAUG